GAGCCAGAAGAAGAUGAAUACGAUACGGAUCUGGAAUCUGAACAGGAUGUUACAGACUUUGAUGUAAGUGGUAGAAACCUAUACCUAUCAGCAUGUAAGCAUUAUCGUAUCGUUCCAGUUAGCUAUUUCGUACGACACAUGAAGGAGUCUCAAUUGGUAAUGAAGAACCAUGGGUUGAGCACACUAGGAGUAAAAGCUAUGGCUCUAGCACUGCAGAGUAAUACCCAUGUUGUUAAUUUAGAUCUAGAGAGCAACUGGAUCGGUGGCACUGGUGGUACAUAUAUCGCUCAGAUGUUGAAAGAAAACAUUUAUAUUACUGAGCUAAAUUUAGCUAAUAACAACUUAAGAUCGGUUGGAUGUGCACAAAUAUGUGAUAUGCUGACCUACAAUACCACAUUACAAAUUUUAAAUCUUUCUGGUAAUAAGUUUACUGAUGCUGAUUCUGUAUAUUUUGAUGAAGCACUGUCGGAAAAUCGUCGCUUACAAUACCUCAAUCUUAGUCACAAUCAAUUUGGAGAAAAAGCAUCUAAACUUUUAGGUCAUGGUGUUGGUGAGAAUGAGACACUUGAGGAACUGGAUAUCAGUUGGAAUUAUUUUCGUCAUCGCAAUGCCGUGGAAAUGUGUGAUCAGAUUAAAAAUAAUGCUAAAUUGAAAAAGGUGAACCUUUCAUUCAAUGGACUGGGAUAUGAAGGUGGUGUGGCCGUUGCUGAUAUUAUAAAAGUCAACAAUGUCCUUCAAGAACUGGAUGUUUCACACAAUAGGAUCCCCGAAAAGGCUGCUGCUUUGAUCAGUAAAAAUAUGGAAUCGAAUGAAGACUUGAAAGUUUUUCGAAUAGGUCAUAAUCCUAUUGGGGUGGAAGGUGCCAAGAUUAUGGUGAAAGGUAUAUCUUCAGAAAAUAAUCGUACAGAAAUUCUGGAUAUGACUGGGGUUGAAGUUGAUAAAGAAUUUCUA
Messenger RNA from Lottia gigantea (owl limpet), 951 nucleotides. RefSeq lists its product as hypothetical. Lineage: Eukaryota; Metazoa; Mollusca; Gastropoda; Lottiidae. The annotation marks the transcript as partial. Gene Ontology annotation, molecular function: protein binding. The record is from RefSeq and is a predicted model, not a curated record. The transcript has a single exon.